CCGUACGUAAACGGUUUAGUUUAAGGCACUUGAAAAGCACCAACACCAUGCUACGUUUGUCAACGUUUUGUAUGUUGCUGGCAGUCGCAGUCGCACAAAGUGGUUACGAGUAUGACAAACCGGGUAAACCGUUUAGCCCUACCACGCCCUCAUCUAGGCCCGGGUAUCAACCAGGUCCUACUGGUGGUUAUCCUACAUCACCCACAUCUCAAGCGUACCCUGGUCCUGGAUCGAGUUCUACGCCUAGCUAUCCAUCUGGACCGUCAAAAUACCCAUCGGGCAAUAAUCGUCCUGAAACUAGCUAUCCUGGCCAAAAGUAUCCAGGUCAAGCACCAAGCGGACCAGUACGACCAGGUUUUCCUGGUCAAGGUGGAAACUAUCCCGGACAAGGAGGCGCUUUUCCAGGACAAGAAGAAAAUUACCCGGGUCAAAGUGGAAAUUACCCAGGAAACAGUGGAAGCUAUCCAGGACAAAGUGGAAAUUACCCAGAACAAAGUGGCAUUUACCCAGGUCAAGCUCCAAGUCGUCCCGGCUUUGGUCCCGCAGCACCCGGAUUUAAACCUGGCUCACCCGGAUUUGGCUCAGGAAAUGCUGGUUUUGAUGAUGGUAAUUAUGAAGGAGGUGAUUAUUCGGCAAUUCCUGGAGAGCCAGACAUAGAUUACCCUGUGCUUUCCGUCGUUCCAGAAACAUCUUUCAGAUGUGAUGCCCAACCUUACCCUGGUUACUAUGCCGAUGUCGAAACUCGGUGCCAAGCUUUCCAUGUAUGCGCUAAUAACAAAACGUACGACUUCUUAUGUCCUAAUGGUACCAUCUUCUCUCAAGAAUUCUUCGUGUGUGUUUGGUGGAACCAAUUUGACUGCAAUUCAGCACCUAGCUUUUUCGAACUGAACGCAAAUCUUUAUGACUAUUCUAUAAUUGGUUCGCAAAUCCCCGGUUCAGGAUUACCUGGUACUGGACCCCAAGGCCCAUCUUAUCCCGGUUCCCCACAAGGACCUUCUGCUUAUCCUGGUCCCCAACGUCCAGGUGGCUACCCUGGUGCAGGCCCUCAAGGUCCAACUGGCUAUCCUGGUGCUGGAACACAAGGCCCAGAAUUAUACCCUGGUGCAGGCCCUCAAGGGCCAGCUGGCUAUCCUGGACUUGAAAUUCAACGUCCAAGUGGUUACCCUGGAGUUGGUCCUCAAGGUCCUUCUGGCUAUCCUGGUGCUGCUCCUCAAAGUCCCACUGGCUACCCUGGUGCUGGUCCACAAAGCCCCGCUGGCUACCCAGGUGCAAGACCUCAAGGCCCAACUGGUUAUCCUGGUGUGGGUCCUCAAGGUUCAGCUGGCUACCCUGGUGCUGGAACUCAGCGUCCAGGUGGUUACCCAGGAGUUGGUCCUCAAGGUCCUUCUGGCUAUCCUGGUUCUGGCACUCAACGUCCAGGAGGCUACCCUGGUAUCAGACCUCAAGGUCCUUCUGGCUACCCUGGUGCUGGCCAACAAGGUCCUGCUGGAUACCCUAGUGCUGGUUCUCAAGGUCCGUCUGGAUACUCUGGUGCUGGUCCUCAAGGUACUACCCGGUUCCCUGGUACAGGUCCUCAAGGUACCACCGGGUUCCCUGGUACAGGUCCUCAAGGAUCUGGCUAUCCUGGUGCUGAAAAACCAACCUAUCCUGGUAGCUCUAGACAGCAAACCCCAUCUGAUUCUUUCCCUGGUAGCCCUGGACCCCAAAGCUCGACAGAGGCCUAUCCUGGUAUUUCAGGACAACGAGGUCCUGGUUCCAGUUCUUCCGGAAACUACCCAGGUUCGCAAGUUACCACAAGUUAUCCUAGUUCUCAGUAUGGCACAGGCUAUCCAUCAGGAAAACCUUCUGGCCCCAGUUUUCCACCAAGCACGAAACGCCCUCAAGGAUCUGGCGACAGCAGCUACCCCACACCACCCAACAGAGAAUACCUCCCACCUAAUUGAUUAAACAUAAUUAUUCCAAUCAUAAGACACUAAUGGACUUAAGUUAUAAGCUGCAAGAAACUACUUUUUUUAUGUACCUGUGUGCUUCGAAAGCAAACGAAAAAAUCGUUGACAAAUGAAA
This is a messenger RNA of Pararge aegeria (speckled wood butterfly), 2064 nucleotides long. Its product is annotated as collagen alpha-1(X) chain-like. The transcript has 3 exons. Bases 48 to 1943 code for a protein of 631 amino acids. Gene Ontology annotation, cellular component: extracellular region. The record is from RefSeq and is a predicted model, not a curated record. Gene Ontology annotation, molecular function: chitin binding. Lineage: Eukaryota; Metazoa; Arthropoda; Insecta; Lepidoptera; Nymphalidae.